AAAAGAAAACAGUAUUACUGUUCACAUUUUGGUAUUAUAGAGCCAAUAGAGUACAUACUAGAUGCUCAGAGGAAUCGGACCUAUCAGUACAUUCCUUUAUUACGAUCUCUGCAGCAGUUGCUUUCUCAGAAAGAUGUUCUUGAACUUCUUGUAGCCCAGAAGGGUCAAAACACGCAAUUGACUUCUAAAGAAUACAGAACAGUUAGAGAUGGUGAGUACUACAAGCAGAACAGUUUUUUCUGUGGUGAAGAGUUAAGAAUUGCUGUAAAUCUUUACAUUGAUGAUUUUGAGAUUUGUAACCCGCUUGGGACAUCUCGUAAAAAGCAUAAACUCUGUGGUGUCUAUUGGGUUUUGGGGAAUUUACCACCAGGUUCCCAUUCAGCACUAACUUCAAUUUAUUUAGCUGUACUUUGCAAGUCAGAUGACACAAAAGCUUUUGGUUUCGUGAAAGUAUUGGAGCCUCUCAUUCAAGACUUGACCAUUUUAGAAAAGCAUGGUGUCUUUGUGUCUCAGCUUGGUAAAUUUGUAAAAGGCUCUGUCCAAUGUGUAAUAGCAGACAAUCUUUCAGCUCAUGGUAUUGGUGGAUUUGUUGAAAGUUUUUCUGGUGGAUCCAUUUGUAGGUUUUGUACUGGAGACAAAUCAGAAUUUCAGAAUCAGGAUGUAAUGUCAGGGAUUUUCCAACUUCGAACCAAAGAGGUCCAUGAAAUUCAUGUCCGCUGUGCUCAAGAAAAGGCAGCUGCUGUUUGUGUUGUAAAAAAACAGUGUGUGUUGACAGAGAAUCUCUCACAUUUUCAUGUCAGCACUGGAUAUCCCCCAGAUAUUGUCCACGAUAUCUUUGAAGGUAUUGUUCCCACGGAACUGGCACGUUGUAUUAGCUUAUUAAUCACCAAAAAAUACUUCACACUUGACAAACUUAACACCUUGAUCCAGAAAUUUCCAUACAAAUUUGGUGACAAAACAAAUCGACCUCAUGCCAUACCACAUACUUAUUCUUCAAAAAACACAAUAGGGGGCAAUGCUCAUGAAAAUUGGUCCUUGCUGAGGUUGCUUCCUUUAAUCAUAGGGCCACUUUUGCCAGUUGAUGAGCCAGCAUGGCAGGUAAUUCUACAUCUUAAAGAUAUAGUUGAGUUGGUUGUUGCCCAUGUCCACACAGAUGAAACCAUAGCUUAUCUUGAGGCCAAGAUCUGUGAUCAUAGGCAGCUCUAUCUUGAUCUCUUUCCACAUGUAAAUCUGUUGCCAAAGCAUCAUUAUUUGGAGCACUAUCCACAAAUGAUUAAAUGCUUUGGACCUCUCAUUUCUCUAUGGACCAUGCGAUUCGAGGCAAAGCAUAGUUUUUUCAAGCAGGUUGCACGACAUACAAACUGCUUCAAAAACAUACCUUUCUCAUUAGCUGUUAAACAUCAGUUCAUGAUUGCCCAUCAGACACAUUCCUCUAAUUACAAGAAGUCUUCCUUGGAAGUUAGAAAUGCCUCUGUUAUGCCCAUUGAGGUUCUUAAUGACAGAGUAGUGUCUGCUUUGAUGGAAAGAUACCCAUCUAUUUCUGAAGUUGCUCUGUUGAAGAAGGUAUCCUGCAAUGGUAUGCAUUACAGUCAAGGCAUGCUUAUUGUUCACGGAACUGUAAAUGGGCUGCCAAAAUUUAAUGAGAUCAUUCAGCUGUGCAUAGUUGAGAAGAAACUGUGUUUCAUAGUUAGGGAACUAUGUUCUUGGUACAGGGAGCAUUAUGGUGGAUUUGAGCUGUCUACCCCAUCCACUAGAGAGCUGGCCAUAAUUGAGCUUGGUGACUUGGAAGACCCAUAUCCCCUUGCGGACUACAUUGUGGAGGGACUACGCUUGGUGAUGUUAAAGAGAUUCAUCAUCGUGAAGGAGUAA
Molecule: messenger RNA, 1869 nt
Organism: Nothobranchius furzeri (turquoise killifish)
Lineage: Eukaryota; Metazoa; Chordata; Actinopteri; Cyprinodontiformes; Nothobranchiidae
Source: RefSeq, a predicted model, not a curated record